Rhizoctonia solani is the source of this 330-nucleotide messenger RNA. RefSeq names its product Transposon Tf2-1 polyprotein. The record is from RefSeq and is a predicted model, not a curated record. Gene Ontology annotation, biological process: negative regulation of transcription by RNA polymerase II; chromatin organization. Bases 1 to 330 code for a protein of 109 amino acids. Gene Ontology annotation, molecular function: chromatin binding. Gene Ontology annotation, cellular component: pericentric heterochromatin. Lineage: Eukaryota; Fungi; Basidiomycota; Agaricomycetes; Cantharellales; Ceratobasidiaceae. The transcript is spliced from 2 exons.
AUGGCAUUCAGAAGGACCUAUGAUCCAGGCUGGAAACUCUGUGUUGAAUGGAAACACCAAAUGGUUCUAAUCCCAACUCUGCUCAGCACCAGAGUCUCAACCUCUUUUCCCCCAAUUUACAACAAAGGGGAAGAAGAAUAUGAGGUUGAACAAAUCAUUGACUCUAAACAACAAAAGGGAAAAUGGUUUUACUUGAUUAAAUGGAAAGGGUACGGACCAGAGGACAAUUCAUGGGAACCUGAAGAACUGCUGGAUCACAGCCAAGAAGAGAUCAAGCGCUUCAACCAAGCUAGACUCAGAAAGGCUUGUGACGCCGCCAAGAGCCUUUAA